AUUCAGAAUGACUUUGCUAGACCAAAGAUGCAGCGUUUUGCUGUAUCUGUUUGUCUACACAGUUUUUCCAAUAGUGCUGUCAUCCUUUGUGAAUUAUACGCCAGGAUUGGAAUACCUGUACAAUCUCAACUCAAACAUUGAGCUUAAAGGCGUACAGGCUUUUCUCGCAAAGGGGCAGAUCGGUUUUGUGAACGUAGCAGAAGGUGACAACAUUCAAGAGUUGCUAUUAAUUGUGCAUGGUUUGACAUUCACCCCUGAAGGUCAUCCAGAAGCAGAAAAUCAUCAUAAGGAUUUUUCGAAGUGGUUUUCGUUUGAAAUAAAUAACAGAGGAGAAAUUGGAAAAGUAUAUCAUCCUGCAGACGAGGACAGGGAAAUUCUCAUGCUUAAGAAAGGGUUUGCGGGCAUGCUGUCUGCCAAACUUCAUCAUCGUCAUGAGGUGGAACACGAAAUAUAUCAACACGAUAGCUGGGGAUAUAAAACGGAUGAAUUUGGAAGAGAAGGUCAACACAAUGCUUCUUACGUAGUUCGCAAAACUUCAAACGGAUAUGAGUAUAUAAAAACUAGAAAUUCUACAAAGAUUCAGUCAGUAAAUGGAAAUGGAACUUAUAUAAAGUUGCUAAAUGUUCACGAAGCAUUGAAUACUAUCCAUAGUGUUAUGAUCGAAGAGGAACUAUGUAUUGACUUUUCAACAAAGGAAGGAUUUGACCCUUUUCAUGGCAUGAGACCCGUCCGUGCUGUAUCAAGUUUCAUCGAUAUGGGUUUUCCACAGAUAGCUGCUACCUCCAAAGACAAAUUGGUGUUUUUAAAGAAGAAAGAAUUUUUCCCGAAAUCUGAAAAGCCAAAAAGUAUACAUACUGGAAGUAUCCACCACACAAAAAAGAUGAAAAAGCGAGAUGCCUAUCAAACACAAAGCGAGAUUCAUGAUGCAAAGAAUUACAUAGCUGGAAACAUGACAUGCAUCCGACAACAACCAGAGAAAGGCUCUCCUGAAUUAGGCAAGUGCUUCCAUAAUUUGAUUAGGACGCUUGAGCAAAUGUCUGAUGCCGAUCUUGAGAAAAUCGCUAAUACCUACUUUCUAUCAACCUCAAUACAAAAAAGAGAAAACAGAAAUACGAUGGCGGACGCGUUCGUGGCGCUCAAUGAACAAACUUUGUUAGUGAACAAGGUGCUGAAUAAUCUACACACAGGCGAGCAUUUCCUAAUGAGGGUGCUAACAUUGCUCACAGCUCUUCACCAUGAACCAAAUAAAGAGCUGUUGACUACUGUCGAGAAGUUUUGUUUCAAAGGGCGGAGAUCAGAAAGUGUACCUCUUUCAAAAGAAAUUAGACACGUUUCCUGUUUAACAUUUGGAGGGUUAGUUGGUAAUGUAAGAAAGUACGGACAAGCAGAACACGCUGAGAAACUUGUACAAUAUCUCCAUAAUGAACUUGGAUUACAUGAUCCAUGGUUUUUCAAGAUGAAGAGAUCGACAAUGACAGAGAUAGAAUGUGUAGAAUAUGAUCAUAACAAAGUUGUCCUCCUUGAUGCAAUCGGCAAUGCAGGGUUAUCUGUAUCGUAUGAGUACAUAGUGUCACAUAUCAAUUCAACGAACUCACAGUGGAUUAAACGUACUGGAAUCCAUGCACUGAGAAAUUUUCACGAUUUGAAAACACUACAGGAGCUGGAGAAAGUUGCUUUGUAUGAUGACGAUGAUACAGUUCGCUAUGAAGCACUCCUCCAGUGCCAGGCUCAUCCAUUUUCAGCCUUAGAUAGCACCGGAGAUAACACAGGACUUGCUCACGCUGGAAUUUCUAGGAGAUCAAUCCUAGAUGCUGCACUGGCAUUUAGACUUGAGGCCCCAGGUGUAGACUGGCAGAAACAGCUUGGCUCGAGUGCCAUUGGUGCCUCAUUUGGCAUUAUCAUGGAAAAUCUCCUUGAUUUGCACAUGUCUUUGAUAAAAGGACAUGUAGAUGUGAGAGUGCAUGAUGAAGCGUAUGUAAAGGUUCACUUGGGAUUUAUAGGCAUCAACAUGGACUUUUUCAUGGCAAGGAUUUGUUUCAAAGGUGGUGCAAAGUACGCCCUCAAUAUAUUAAAGGAACUGGAUCCAAAGCUGGGAUUUGACCUAAUAAAACAGUUCACAAAUAUUGUGAACAAAGUUGUAGGUGCUGUCAAGAGAGGGGUAGAAGCAUUAAAGAGUGUUAUUUCUACCGACUUCUCCCUGAAGGAUAUUGUUGAAGAUUUUGUUAAAUCCGUGACGGAAAUUCCAGAGAAGGUAACACACCUGGCUAGCAAUAUAUACAGAGCAAUGAAGAAGCUUGCAACUUUCAAAUUAGACAGUUUGCCGCCAUUUAUAAACCCUGUAAUGAAGUUCAUCAGUGCAGUUGUUAGUCUAUACGAAAAGGUCAAAGAAGAUAUUAUGACAUUUUUCAAUUCAAUAGUUCAGGCCGUUAAAGUGGUGAUCCCAAAGGCAGCAGAGGACGUGUUUAAUGCGGUACAAGAUAUAAUUGGGGGAUUCAUGAAUAUUUUCAAAGAUCCCAAAACAUCUUUGUUCAAGAUAGGAGCAGGGGUGAUAAGUAUAUAUACAAAUGUUAACAUUCUGAAAGACACAAAGGAUGAUAUAAUGAAUCAUACAUUCAUUACUGAAGGUAUUAGCCCGUACUGGAGUGAUCUGACAGAUGAUAUGGAGACACUUCUAGACUUGUAUCGUGACGCCGUAGAUGCAAUUAAGGAAAAGGGAGAAGACUGGCUUCUUGAAACAGUUGAGCAGGACCUAGCUGAAAAGGCUACGAAGGGAAAAACGUCUCUUAAAACGAUCAAACAGAAAAUUCUAGCUGAACUUGAAAAUGAAAUUGAAACGUUGAUGGCACCUUUAGAUGCACUGAAAAAUAUUGGUGGAGGAUACUUAAAAAACUUUGAAAUUUUAUUCGACACGUACAAGAACCUAAAGGAAGCCUUUGAAACCUUAAAAAACGGGUAUGAAUUUGCAAGGUCAAUAGUCGACCGUAUAUUUGGACCAAAGUUUCACAAAGACUUUCCGCGUGAAAAAAGAGUCAGUGGCGGUGGCUGCAGCGGAGAUGGUUUUUAUCCUUCUAGACUCGGUAACGGACAAGUCGAAUACAAAAGUGAUGGGAUAGAUUUGUUGCAAAGUACAGGCAAACCGGUGAUUGCACCGUUUUCUGGAAGAGUGAUUCGUUCAGGAAGUGAGAACGAAAUUAUCAUUUUGGAUAGUGGAGAGCUUCCUCCUGGUUCAGAAUUGAUAAUAACCAACGUUAACCCGGAAGAAGAUAUAAUGCAUCCUGAUGGUCCGGCUUACGAUGAAAAAAGAGUUUCUGCCGGAGUUGUUAUAGGUACAGUAACACGCUCUUCAUGUGACAGUUACAACCAUAUUCAUCUUUCUAUAAAGAGAGAUGGAGGAUUUGUCGAUCCGAGCAAUUAUUUGCCACAAAGACAAAUUGAAGUGCCCAAAUGGACACAAGAGUGCGAUGAUUAUAAAGUUGUGUACCAGGGCCAAACAAUUGUAGCUGGAACCAUAGUUGGUCCUGGGGGACGAAAUGAAGAUGACACGUCAACGGACGUUCCAGUGGAUGAAUCACAGGCUAUUGGCAAUAUGGUCGAAGCUGAGAAACCUGGACAAGAUGUUCAAAAUAUUAUAGGCAAUGCCGAUGGAAUGUAUAGCAGACUUUCUAAACGAAGAAAAAAACGGAAUGUAUUGCAAACACUUGCUGCCUCCAUAGAAACGCUUGUCGCCAAUAUAAAAGGAUUUCUGAAGCGAUUUUCUAUACGUCGAGUCAAAAUGGGAGAAAUCAUCCAAUUUCUGGACGAUUUAGAACUUCACGAGACAAAACAAAAGAUGGCAGCAUUGGUGAAAUCGAUUAAAGCUACAUUAGACCAGGAAUCUUGCGGCAGCCCAUACCAUAUGACAGAUCAGGAGUUACAAACAACACUUUUGAAUAAAGGAAAGCAGGCAGAGAGUGGGAGUAGGGAUGACAUGAUAAAAGAACUUCUGAAAGUAAAACACAACUGCCCAUUUAUUUCCCUUACCAUGCCUUCAAGCGAAACGCUAUAUUGUACUCUUGAUGAAAAGUGCCUUGGACUUGAGUGUUGCUUAACACUUGAAGUAUUUCAUAUGCUACAGAAGACGUUCAGAGUCUACGUAAGAUUAGAUACAGAUCCGUUGGCGUUAUCCUUUGGUUUGGAUUCUUGGGACUAUGUGUUCAACUCGAGUAAACUUGUCGGCGAAAUUGAAGGUAUAUUGGAGACAAAAAUAACAUUGGAUUUUCUAGACGGCCAAGAAAUAAUGAUCAAGUAUAAAAUUCACGUCUCGAUAAAAGAACUGAAGUUAUCAGUCGGUGUUGGACUUUGUGACACAGAGGAGUUCGAUGAAUGCUUGACAUUUGUUGAUUUACUGAAAGAUGCCAUAUUCCCGUUUCCGAAAUUACACCCUAACGGUACAAUAUCAUACGAACUGCCCGAUUUCGCAGACUAUGCUGAAGACUUUAAAGAGAAUUUGAUUGAAGUUGGAGAAACAGUCGCAGAGGCAGCUAUUGAUGAAGUUAUUUCCCUGUUUCUUCAAAAACUUGGCAUUUCAGAAGAUCUGCUACUCAACGGACACCCUUAUCGUGCACCAGAUACGUUAGAGGUAGAUGAAUUGAUAGAUUACUUAAUUGAUAAACAUUUGCCAACUCAUGGCUCAUUAGAAGAACUGAAGGCGAGAGUUUUGGAAAAUGAAAGAAGUUGUAGCCUAAAUGGAUUAGAUAUCCGUCUUCCAGACAUUACAUUAGACUUUUUACAUUAUGACAUUUCUGACGAUUGUAUGCGUAUUAACGCCUACGUAGAUGUAAGAGUUCCAGGAAUCAAUUACUCAAGAACAUUCUCCGCCUACCUCGAGCUUGAUCCAUGUCGUUACGUAAUACGAGCGACGUUUGAGAAGUGGGAUACCACCGUGAUACUGUUUGAGUAUGACUGGGGCAAAGAAGAGGUGCUUCAGCUUGCAGAGGAUAUGUAUGUAACGUUUAACAUUGACAAAGAUGAAAUAAAGAAAAUGUUUGUUAUAAACCUUGGCAUUAAAUGUACUGUUGCCAAUAUUGAUGCACAACUACUGAGAGAAUUUAUGGUACCGAUUCCAAUCUGCAACGGCAACUUUUCUUUACAAGGAAGUCUUAUGAGUGUUGCAGAAGCACUAGGUGGUCAGAUAAACAGAGAAGUAUUUGAUCUCGUGUUAAAACAACUGCGUAUUGAUGAAAUCAUUAAGGAAGGAUCUUGUGAAUUGCCUUCGCCCCCUGCAGACUGCCCUCCAUCUUUGAACAUAUCCAGUAUGAUACCUCCCAGUAUGAAGGAUGUCCUAAAAUGUGAAUUAGCUGACAACUGUUUUGGUAUUACAUGUUGUGUCAACUUUGGCUUUACAAUACCGUUGUCUUCUAUUGAAAUGGAAGUAUCAUUUCCAGUUUGGUUUAAAAUGGAUCCAUGUGAUUUUCGUAUUGACACUGGAAUAGGUGGAGAAGGAUUUGAGGCACAGCUUCUGAAAUAUGAAUGGGGAAAAGAAUCAACAAUUCCGAUCGGGUCAGGCGAAGAUGCUCCAAUAACGAUAAACUAUGCAAUUGACAGUGAUGAGGAUGGCUUUAUCUUAGAUCUGCGUGUAGACAUAUGUUUACCAGUUGGUGGUGAGCAGUACUGCAUACCGGAAGAUGGCAUUUUACUUUUAAACAAGGAAAAGGUUCCAGCUUGCAACUUAAAUGCAUGGACAAAUAUAACAGACUUUUCGUUCAAAGAAUGGAUAGAGUCGAAAGGAGAAAAUGUGGGAGAGCAACUUUCAAGUGCAGGAAGAGAUGCACUCCUAGAUCUUCUUGGUUUAAACGACCUACUGCUUUCACCACCGUGUGAUCGGAAAAGGAGUCCAUACAGUCCUUCAGUGAUGGGUUGGAACACCUUGUGCCCGCUACGUUUUGUUAAUCGCCCAGCCUUGCCAAGCAUUGUGUCGUGCAGUGUACCUGAUUACUGCACUGGGAUCAACUGCUGUAUUGAUAUAGACGACAUCGGUCUUUCUUUGAAAGCUUACAUUGACGUCAAUAUGUGCAAUUACGUUAUUUCCGGUGGGAUAGAAACACAGACAUUCCAAUUUUCAUUGUUCAACUACGAAUGGGGUAAGACAGAAACAGUAUCAAUCAAAGACUUCUUUCGUUUAAGGUAUUCCAUAAAGAAACCAACCAAUGAAAGGGUUUUCAUCAUCACUCUUCAAGUAGGAGUUUGCCUUGAAACAGAUGGCAGUUGUAUGUUUGAUGAGAAGUUGUUCGAUGGUACAAGGGUUCCCCAACUUGGCUGUGACACGUCUUUCAAUUUUUCAAACUUUUCUGUAACGUCAUGGCUUGAGAACAACGGAUUAGGGAAUCUCAGUACGUCACACGAUUUAUGGGGAGAUGCUGUAAAGUUUUUAUCAGAGGUUAUUGGUCUUGACAAGUUCUUUCUGGACGAACAAUGUGAUGUCCAUAAAGAUCCGUAUAAGAAUGCAACAGUGGGAUGGAAUAAUGGCUGUCUGGAAACGACUGUAGAUCUUCCAGAUUUACCAGAUUCUACUGUCUGUCAUAUCGCUGCUUCAUGCACAGAUGUUGACUGCUGUAUCGGUGUUGACUAUCUGAGACGUUCCUUGCAAGCGUCCUUUGCUAUCGACUUCUGCAAUUUUACAGUUCAUGGGAACUUGGAGACGUUGACAUUUAGCUUUGAUAUUAUUGGUUUUCAGUGGGGACGCCAAGCCGAAGAAACUAUCUUAGAUCUCAUUAGAAUUAGGUAUACAAUAGACAAGACCGAAAAACAUUUCAUCAUUGACCUCUCUGUUGAAGUCUGUUUGGAAUCUGAAGCUGCUUGUCAAUUUGCUGUAGACAUCUUCAAGAAAACAAUGUUCCCUAUUCCUGUGUGCAACCUAGAUGCGGGCUUUAAUAUAGGAAAUUUUUCGCUAGAUAAGUGGCUGAAAGACAUUGGUAGUUCUCUGGAGGAUAAUUUGCCUACGUCAGUAGUUUUACUGCUUCUUAAACAGCUAAAUAUUGAUAAGUUUCAACAGAGACCAACAUGUUCUGCAUCUGAUUUUAAGUAUGAGAAUGCUUCGAAUGGAUGGAGUUCAGAAUGCAAUGCAUCCUUGAUAUUACCAACUUUACCGGAGGAAAUAGUUUGCCAUAUGACCGACUAUUGUACGGGAAUAGACUGUUGCAUAUAUCUAGACAUACUGAGAACUAAUAUCCAUGUUAAAUUCCUCCUGGAUACAUGCAAAUAUAAACUCACAAUGGCAAUAGAGCGCUUAGAGAAAGAAAUACUUUUGUUGGACUAUAACUGGGGUGAAACGAGUCAUUUUUCCCUUGGAGGAGUUUUCCAAAUAGAAUACAAAAUUGAUGAUCUACAGAGCAAGAAGAAAUUCGUUCUCAAUGUAAAUCUGAAGAUCUGUUUUGAGCAGGAAGAAUGUCUAUUCAAAUUUCGCGUCCUUACAGACGCAUAUAUUCCCAAACCAUUGUGUGACUGGAACGCCGGACUCAUAAUUCCAGACUAUUUAUUGGCUAACUGGAUGGACGAUGCGGGGUAUGGCACUGACGUUGACGCUCUUAAGGAUUAUAUGAUAGAGAAGCUUUUUGAUACCUUGGGUAUUGCCAAAUACAUUGACGCAAAUGAGUGCACUAGAGAGACAUAUCCUUUCGCGAAUGCCACAAAUAGCUGGACGACAGAAUGCCCGAAGACCAUAGACGUCGCUGUUCUUCCAGAAUUUAUAGCAUGUCAUAUACCGUCUUACUGUACCGGCGUUGACUGCUGUGUUUACGUUGAUUUAGUGAAGCGUUCCUUCAAACUUUACGUGCACCUUGAUCCUUGCAACUAUAUAUUUGCAAUCGGUAUUGAUCAAUUUGGAUUAAACAUAUCACUCCUUGAGUACGACUGGGGGAAAACUGAAGAAUUUUCCAUGUUUGGCGUAAUGCGUAUAAGUUAUUCAGUUACUAAUUUGGAUGCAGAACACCAGUAUGUCCUGAAUUUGAAGAUGUCUAUAUGUUUCAAAUCAGCCGCUUGUGAUGAAAACAUUAUCCUUUUAGAAGACACAAGAAUACCGAAAAUAGGUUGUGAAUGGAAUACAUCGCAAUCGGAUUUUAACCUAGAUCAGUAUUUAGAGAGGAUUGGUAGCCAGAUUGAAAACAUUGGAGACACUUUACCCGAUAUUGCAGCCGAUAAACUUCUUGAAACCCUUGGCGUUUCUAUGUUCAUGCUUCAGACGCAAUGUAAACCUUCAGGCGGAGACGGGAAUACCCUAAGGAAUGAAUGCGAUCAGCUAGAAAUUGAACUCACAGCAGUACCUGACAUUAUGACAUGUUCUAUACCUGUCCAUUGCACGGCAAUCGAGUGUUGCAUCAGUAUUCCUUUGUUAGGCAGAACAAUAAGUGUAUCAGUCGACCUGGAUGCUUGUGGUUAUCAGCUUACAGUUAGGCUGGAAAGAUUUACAAAACAUAUACAAUUGUUUGAUUACACAUGGGGGACUUGGCAGAAACUUGAUAUCAAUGGCGUUUUCGUUUUACAGUAUCGACUGGAUGAUUUGAAAUCAAGCAAACAAUUCGUUGUUUUUGUACGCGUACUUGUUUGCUUUGAUCGAAACAAGUGCAGUUUGGAUAUAACAAUCGUCGACAGUUUGUUGCUACCUAAACCGCUAUGCAACUUUAACGGAACCUUCAAACUUCCUGAUUUUUCGUUUGACAAAUGGAUCACAGAUAAUACAAACAAAGUGACAGAUGACCUUACAGAUAUUUUAAGAUCAAAGUUGUUUGAGGAUCUUGGAAUUACACCGUAUUUACUGAACGAUGAAUGCAGUAAAAUUGAUUCAUCACCUGAUGGAUGGGUGACAGACUGUCCACUGAAUUUGUCACUUCCUGUGCUUCCAAAUAACACAAACUGCCACCUAUUGAAGCACUGUACUGGAUUCUCAUGCUGUGUGAACGUUCCCUUACUGCAAAGGUCAUUUUCAUUUCACCUGGAUCUAGAUAGCUGCAAUUUUGCACUCAACGUUGGCAUCGAGAAACUUCGAAACAAUCAGUCACUCAUAAACUAUGAAUUUGGUCGAAAGGAAACAGUCGAUUUGUUUGGAAUAGUUCAGCUCAGCUAUACAAUUGUUGAUGAGAAAGACUUGUCAGUGUUCAAACUCUCGGCAGAUGUUGGUAUAUGCUUAGAUGCAAAUAUGAAAUGUGACCCUGUAAUAUCAUUGCUUGAACACGUACCUAUGCCGAAACCACUGUGUAAUUGGGAUAUGGGAUUCAGAAUUCCAGAUUUCAAUAUAGCUGUUUGGCUUGAACAACAUGGAUUAACGAAAUCUUCACUUAAAGGCACAAUUCUUGCAAAACUGUUAGAUUCGCUUGGAUUAUCUCAAUACCUGCAGGAUGAUGGAUGCAGAUUUUUAGAAAUUCCAUACAAAAAUAGUGUUGACGGUUGGAUUACAGAUUGUCCAUUGGACUUGUCCUUACCCAGGCUGCCCCAAGAAUUACGAUGCUAUGUUCCGAGUUACUGUACAGGUGUUGAAUGCUGCCUUAAUGUUGAUGUAUUUCGAAGAGGCUUUAGUGUUGUUCUUUCUAUGGAUGCGUGUUCCAACAGACUUGUAGUCAGCAUAGACAAUCUUAAGCUGAAUGUGUCUCUUGUGGAUUAUGAAUGGGGCUCUACAAAAGCGAUGUCAUUAAUGGGUGUUAUUAAAAUAACAUACAGCAUUCGCAAUUACGAGGAAAGUAGACAGUUUGGAAUUGACAUAGGUUUAACAGUAUGCCUUAGCCAUGACAACUGUGAGUUUCAAAUGACAUUACUGGACAACAAAACAUUGACAAAACCACUAUGUAGAUGGGACGCAGGAUUCAUGAUAACUGAUUUUUCUCUGGACAAUUGGCUGCAAGAAAAUAACAUACUAGACGUAGCUAACCUUAUGCCAAAUGUAGUGGAUAAGCUUAUGAAAGAAACUGGUUUAAAGCAAUACAUGCAGACGGAACAGUGUGAUCGGACUGGAACGCCUUAUUCGCCUUCAGAGAACCAGUGGCGUUCAGACUGUGAAGAUGAGAUACAGUUGCCAGAUCUCCCUCAGACAAUGUCUUGCUACAUAUCCGACAUUUGCACCAGUAUUCAAUGUUGUGUUGACGUCUCCCUAAUAAAUAGAUCAUUUGAGAUUUUGCUUAAACUUGACAGAUGUCUUUACCUGCUAGAGGUGGAAAUUGAAAACCUGAAAUUGAAUGUGCCUUUGGUCAAUUAUAAUUUCGGAGAAGAAACCCAGGUCUACUUACUUGGUGUGGUGCGGCUAACAUUCACAAUCGAGAAAAUGAAUGAAACAGCAUUCAUAAUUGAUGCCCGCAUUGAUGUGUGUUUCGAAGAAGCAGAAGCGUGCUUAUUAUCUGUCACAUUGUUAAAGCGUGCCAAUAUACCGAGCAUUUUCUGCACUCAUGGAACAGGGUUUAAAAUACCAGGAUUUUCAUUCGACGUAUGGUUAAAAGAGAAUGGAAUAAGUACAUACAGUAGUAUAGACGGAUCACUUCUGGAUACUCUACUCAGUGUCUAUGGUAUUGAUAAAUACUUAAAAACAGAACAAUGUAACAUAGAAGACGUCAAGGCCAAUGCAAUGCAAGCAAACUGCAAUGUCAAUCCGGAUAUCAGUAUAAUGUCGGAUAUGUCAUGCGCCACUACUGAAACAUGCCUUGGAAUAUCGUGCUGCGUACAGUCAGAUAUUCUGAAACGUUCAUUUGAAAUAUCAUUCGAAAUAGAUGUUUGCAGAUAUGUCAUUGAGUUCAGCAUUGAAACAUAUACAUCAUCCGUGCUAUUAGAUACGUCCGAAUUGGACAUUUGGAAAACAUUUGAACUCCAGGGACUACUGAAGAUCAGUUACCGAUUGAUAGAUAUGUUCCAGAGGAGAUUUUUUACCAUUGAUGUCAGCGUGAAGUUAUGUCUGUCGGAUGACGACCAGUGCGUCUUGGAUAUGCCAAUUUUCCAAAGACAAAUGGUUCCAAAGCCUCUCUGUCAAAAUGAAUUAGGAUUUAGUAUUCCAGACUUUUCACUUUCAAAAUGGCUUGCUGAUGAAGGUUCAAGCAGUGCAAUUUCUGUUUUACCAAGCGAUAUGGUUAACAACUUAAUUGAUGAUUUAGGAAUAUCAAAAUACUUGCUUCAGGAUAGAUGCACUGUUACAUCUGCAGCGUGGAAAUCAGAAUGUGGUUUCCUCAAAAGCGAGAUAAACCUGCCAUCUGGAGUGUCGUGCAGUUUAGAUAGUACGUGCAAUGACCUGGUUUGCUGCUUAGAAUUCGAACAACUACAAAUGACGUUUUUGUUCGGCUUGAAACUUGAUGUCUGCAAUAUGACACUUACUGCACGUAUAGAAGAAACGACUGUAAGAGAAUCUCUUUUCAACUUCUCAUUCAAUACCGAAAAUACAAUGGAUUUAUUCGGUAUAUUGAAGUUGAAAUAUAAGAUAGUCGACCUUUCUGGAGCUCGAAUGUUUUCGAUCGAAUUAAAUUACAGUUUGAGUCUAGAUUCAUCUAAAUCUCCCAACGAAACAUCUGUAUUUGAUAACCUCCAGCUCCCAAAAUCAGUGUGUAUGUGGAACAGCAGUUUAAAAUAUUCAUCUGUAGAGGAUUUCUUCAAGUAUAUUGGUGUUGCUCCGUCAGAUGUAUUACAGACAGAUAUAAUACCUAUAUUUCUUCACCAAACGGGACUGCAAAGGUUUUUGAAAGACGGAACCUGCCUUAUGACUCCAAGUUUCAGUCAAACAACGAAAUGUCCAGAGAUAAGUCUACCACCUACAUUUGAUGGAAAGAUAGCGUGCUUGUUUGAGCCAAACUGUAGUUCUCUGACAUGUUGCCUAGAUGCAGCAUUCAUCCGAAGGACCAUUUCAACAGGGUUUCAUAUCGAUACGUGCAUUAGGAAGCUACAUAUUUAUAUAGAAAACAUGAUCUACGAGCUAGACAUGAAUGAAAAAAGUUUUGGUCAAGAACAUAUAAUUAGUCUUUCCGGAAUAAUUCAGCUGAGAAUCCAGUUUGAUUACAUCUCGGUAGAAAACUUGUUUGUCAUAGAUAUGGGAUUAAAGUUAUGUUGGGAUAGCAAUACAUGUGUUUUGGACGCAGCAAUAUUAAAUAGAACGGAAAUAUCUACCCCAUUAUGCACUUGGGACAAAGGUUUCCAAAUUAAAGGUGAGGUCGACUUUAAUAAAACAUUUUUCCUGUCCUCCGCCCUUUUCCAAGAUAACAAAUGCCAUAGAAAUAGGUUGCGUCCUUCCGGCUGUUCGCCGGAUUCAUUCAAUUUCUCGCUUUUAACAUGGAAAGUAGAUCAUGGAUUAGGACCAAAUGAAAACAUAGAAGGGUUGUUGUCAGACCAACUUUUCGAACACCUGGAACUAUCACAAUACUUAGCAUCGCAAUGUACAAAAGAUGAUUUCAUGAUAGCUACGGAAUGCUCUCUGGAUGUGCCUCGCUGGUUUGAGGACAACGACGAAUUAUUCUGUGGAUUUCAGAGUUCUUGUUCAAACAUAUCAUGCUGUGUGAUGCCGAAGUCUCUCGGACGAUCAUUUACAGUAUAUGUUGACAUUCGACCUUGUGAAUUUCAAAUGUUUAUUGCUAUUGAGAAGUUACAGAAAGUUGUAUCAUUAACAAGCUAUACGUGGGGUACAACUGACAAAAUUUCUCUUUCUGGCAUAAUUUCACUGACAUAUGCAAUUUAUGACGUGUCCGCUGAAAAUGCCUUCAUCAUUGAUUUAGAAAUAUCCGUUUGUCCCGACGUAAUAUCGGCGUGCUUGUUUGAUGAAAUUGUCUUGAAAAAUCAAAGAAUUAAGAAAGAACCAUGCAACUGGAAAGAUGCUUCAAUCGAUGCAGAUUUCAGUCUCACUAGCUGGAUGGAUAUCAGGGGAUUAGAUUUAAGUACGUUUUCUGAACACGGAACGCAAUAUCUAAUGGAAACACUUGGGAUUGACACGCUUCUUCUUCAGCCGUCCUGUAAUCUGCAAGAUAGAAUAUAUGAAGAAGAUGCACUAAAUACAGACUGUUCCAUGGCAAAACCCUUUUCAUCCUUGAUGCCUUUAGCAGCUUGUCGACUAUCAUCAGAAUGUACCCAUGUGGAAUGUUGUUUAGAUACGCCAACUAUCAACCAACAUUUCAAAGUUGAAUUCGAUUUUGACCCCUGCAAUUACAAAUAUACAAUAUUCAUUGAAAAAUUUAAAUAUGAGAAUAAUCUCUUCAAUGUUGACCUCACAACAGAGCAUACAUUUUCUUUACUUGGAGUGGUAUCUCUAAGAUACCGCAUAGAAGAUUUGGAUGUUGACGGACUUUACAUGGUUAACUUAAGAAUUACGAUAUGUUUGGACAGAACUGUGUGCCCGAUCGACCUUCAGAUAUUACAUGAUACACUGAUAAGAAAGCCAAAUUGCUUUAUGAAACUGAAACAAGAGUACGAAAUAAAAGAUUUUUCCUUAAGGACAUGGUUGGACAUUUCCAAUGCGAGCUUUCCAGUUUCAAAGAAUGUCGCUUCAGUUUUGAUGAGCGAGCUCGGCAUUACUAAGUAUCUUGAAACCAAUGUUUGUGUUAUUGGUUUAGAACCGUUUAAUCAACUCGGCUGGAAUAGAGAUGAAUGUCCACUCAAUGUUUCCAUUCCGGAUCAGCAGCUGCUAGAUAUUUCCUGUUCAUUGACGACAAAAUGUACUUCAGCUUCUUGUUGUAUACCCAUCCCACUGAUAGAACGUAAUAUCAAAGUAUAUAUAGAUGUAGAUCCAUGUGCAUUGACGAUGAUUCUAGGUAUUGAACGGCUUCAAUAUUUCGUCAGUUUGAUCGAUUAUGAUUUUGGCCGGGAAGAGUAUGUUUGGCUUUCAGGAGUAUUUCGACUGACGUUUACUAUUUAUGACAUAACGAGCAAGAAUGAAUAUCUGGUUUCUUUGAAGUUUGAAGAAUGCUGGGAGUCUAAUGAUGCAUGUUCAAACGAGUAUAGCAUUUUUGAGAAUCAACGGUUACCAAAACAGAUCUGCAAAUCAGUUGAAGGCUAUACUAUUCCCGAGUUUUCCUUCUCCUCAUGGAUGACAGAUCAUGGACUGAGCACAAAUGCCACGUUAGAUGUAAAACAGCGAAAUCAGCUCCUUGCAGAUUUAGGACUCAGUGCUUAUCUCAAUGAAAAUGAAUGCAUUAUAGAAACACUGACUACUGGACUAUAUCAAAAUGGUUGGAUUAGCGAAUGUCCAAACACCUUUCAUCUUCCCUUGUUACUUGACGGCAUACAGUGUACACUCCUGGAUUACUGCACAUCCGUAAGCUGUUGUGUAGCUUUGAAACAGAUAGGAUAUAACCUUCAAGUAGAUCUUGAUAUAGACACAUGCAAUCAAAUACUGACAAUGAAAAUAGAACGGCUGAAGAAAGAAAUUCUCUUAAUAGAAUACGAAUAUGGAGCCUUAGAAGAAUUUUGGCUAUUUGGAAUAGCACAUGCCAGGUACCAAGUGUACGACUUACGAGAGGAGCGGAAAUACCUACUGAACAUGAACAUCAGUAUAUGUUUCGAAUCGCAUUUGCCAUGCCUCAAUUUUACAGUGUUCCGUAAUACGAAAGUUAAAAAAGUAAAAUGUGACUGGGGAGCGAAAGCGGACAACGCGGACGCCUUUUCAAUCUCUCACUGGAUGAGUAACUUCAAAGAAGACAUAAGAAACAUAAGCAGUUUACCAGCUUAUGCCAUUGACAUACUGUAUAACGAAAUGGGAGUUGGAGACUUCCUCUCCGAAAGCCAAUGUGUCGUCAAGAUUCAUCCUUUUAGUGUCAAAGGUGGCAUAAAGAAUGAAUGUACCGGAUAUUCAAAGCCUCUAAAUGAUCUCGGUCCGGUUUCUUGUCAUCUAAGCUCUACAUGCAUGUCUCUUGAAUGUUGUAUCGACACGGAAAUCCUCCCGAGAACUUUACACACAUUCUUACAAAUAAAUGCAUGCCAGCAAACUCUUGUUAUUGGUAUUGAGAAAUUCACAUUUGAAAUGGAUUUAGUAAACUACGAAUUUGGAACAACUGAAAACUUUUGGCUGCAGAAAAUAUUUCGAACUGAUUUCCGGCUUUUUGAUCUGAAGGAGGAAGAAGUAUAUGUUGUUGAUUAUAAUAUCAGUAUUUGCCUUGAGGGUGGGGCAAAAUGCAACAUUAAACAAGUGGUCUUAUCUCAUGCAUUAUUGCCAAAGCCACAGUGUGCCCUCAAAGAAGGAUUUAAACAGGAUAACUUUUCGUUCACGGGAUGGAUGACAGAAAAUGGUUAUUCACUCGGAGAUGAAAUAUCUGACUUGGAUAAUUCAAAGCUGAUGGAAGAUCUUGGCUUACCGAGAUAUCUGAAGGUUUCGGAAUGCAACAUGUCAAGUAUUACUGACAAUAUAACGUCAGUGUGCGCCUUAGGAUCACAUAUGGUCGACCUUCCCAACCAACUUACCUGCUACCUACCAACAUGCAAUGAUGUGAAAUGCUGUCUAUCUGUCGAGCCUAUUAGAAGAAACUUCAUGAUAAGUUUCAGUGUGGAUCCCUGCCAACUAAUGCUAUCAAUUGAGGUAGAAGAGUUCAAAGUUCAGAUGUCACUUAAUGACUUCGAAUGGAACAAAGAGCAAGAAGUGUACUUGAAAGGUGUAAUAAAAGUGAUGUUUUUAUUGGAUAAUCUGAACGGGCAAAAUGCUUUUGUGUUAUCACUUCAUGUUAAAGCAUGUCUUGAAUUCAACACCAUGUGCUACUUUGAAAAGAAAAUCUUCAACAAAGUGAAAUUUUCUAAACGGUUUUGCGACUAUUCUGCAUCUAUUUCAUCUUUCCCUAUAGAAGAAUUUUCACUCUUGGAGUGGAAGCUGCAAAAUGAUCUCCCGACGGACAUGCCUCUCGCAAAUCCAUUUUCUGCUAUAUUGCUUGAAGAUUUGGGCUUGUCGAUGUACUUAAGUGAAACACCAUGUCAAAUGAAUCACACAGAGUAUAGUUAUGGUUGGAAAAAUAGUUGCCCUUACAUAAAGACGUCACAUUUACCAGAAAUCGUAGAAUGUUCUUUAGACAGCACAUGUUCCAAACUAGAAUGUUGUUUAUCAGUGACGGCUAUUAACAGAAAUAUUAAAUUGGAGUACGAUAUUGAUGUCUGUGAAUCAAAAGUGGAAGUCAGUAUUGAAAAUUUACAGAUGACACACUCGCUCUUCCAUUUUUCUUGGGGUGAACCAAAGAGAUUGAAUUUUGGUGGCAUUGUUCGCUUAGAUUUUGCCUUUUCUGAUCUACCAAAUGAAAAGAAGAUAAUGUCGAGUGCGUCAAUCAGUGUUUGUUUUGAGUCGUCCUCACCUUGUAUAUUACAGACAAAUAUACUUGAUAAAGUGAUUUUUCCUAAGGAAUCAUGCAAAUGGAAAAGAGGUUUCAUCAUAGACGAUUUCUCUCUGCAACAAUGGAUAUCGCAGGAAGGUCUCACACAAGGCAUUCCAUUAGAUGAAUACUACACUGCAAAAUUGUUAGAAACACUAAACGUUUCUCCGUUCUUAAUGAAAGAUUCCUGCAUCGUUAAUAUAUCAAGUAAUACGUCGUGGACCUCUGAGUGUCCUAGAAGUCUCACUAGCGGGAUGCUUACUUUGCCAAACACGGUGCAUUGUGUCAUUGGUCAGAGUUGUACUGAAGUUGAAUGUUGUAUUGGACUAGAAAUAUUGAACAGAACAUUCAAAACUCAAGUAGCCAUUGACUCAUGUGCACAUCAGAUGACAUUUGCUGUUGAAAAUUAUAAACAUAGUAAACAAUUGUUCAAUUAUACGUGGGGAAAAACAGAACAGAUUUGGCUGUAUGGUGUUGUUCGAAUAAGCGUAUCCGUUUAUGACCUUGGUGGGGAAGGCAAAUAUAUUGUCAACAUGAAUAUUAGUGUUUGUCUAGAGGCAAAUGCAGCUUGUCAAGUCAAUGUGCAAGUUCUGGAUAACGCAAUUCUUCCAAAGCUCGACUGUGAUUGGAAUGCUAAUUUUGCUGAUGCAGACUUUGAUUUGGAUGCAUGGUUUCUACGACAUGGUCUAUCCUCAGAAGAGGAUUUGACACAAGAAUAUACCCUGAUACUCUACAACGACCUCAAUUUAUCUCCCUUUAUUGGAGAAGAAGAAUGUUUGAGUGGCAGCAACAGCACAUUAAACGAUUCGGCAUUAGGCUGGACUAAAGAAUGCCCAUAUGAUAUUGAUUUACCUCAACUGCCUGAGUCUACAGUGUGUCGAGUGCCAAGGUUUUGUACAGGCAUUGAAUGUUGCUCAGAAAUAAAACUUCUUAGAAGAAAUAUCAACACAUACAUCUUUGUACACUCGUGUUUAAAUCGUCUUGAAAUUGGUAUAGAACGGAUGAAAUACACAGUUGAUCUGACUGGCUUCGAAUUUGGAACGGAGAAAGUUGUCAGCUUACAAGGGGUUUUCAAACUUAGAUUCAUGAUUGAAGACUUGAAAAAUGAGGAUGUUCUGCUUAUGACCUUGGAUAUCAAUAUUUGUUUCUCUACUAAGGAACCAUGUACUGAAAGUAUAUCAAUAUUUGAAAAUACGAAACUUCAGAAACCUGUCUGCGAUUUAAACACUGGAUACAAAAUUAAAGAUUUCUCAAUGAAAGAAUGGCUAAUUAACAAUGGACUUGAAGCCGGAAAUAUUGAGACUUUACCACUUUCAAUGUUAUAUGAGGAGCUUGGAAUAUCAACUUACCUUUCUGAAGAUGUUUGUAAUAUACCAGAACACGUACAAAACUGGGAAAAAGAAUGUCCACUAGAUGUUGAUGUACCAGUACUGCCGGAAAACGUUUACUGCAGGCUCGAAACGUCUUGCAACGCCGUUGACUGUUGUAUAAAUUCUGAACUGCUUCAGCGUACUUUUGCUUUAACUCUAAAAGUGGAUCCAUGUGAUAUGAUACUUACAAUCGCUAUAGAAAAACUGCAGUUCGAAAUAUCACUGUUUGAGUACUCUUGGGGUUUGGAAAAUAUGUUUGACUUGUUCGGUGUAAUACGAAUGAGAUAUUCUGUUGAUGAUCUGCACAUUGCUAGAAUGUACCUCAUGAAUGUAGAAAUUGCUGUUUGCCUUGAAUCCAACGACCAGUGCGAAACUGUUGUUUCUGUUUUUAACAAUACUCUACUUAACAAACGUCUAUGCAAUCUGGAUCCAGGUUUUGCAAUUCAAAAUUUUUCACUUACUGACUGGCUUACUGCUAAGGGCUAUCCGUUCAAUAGUUACCUUGGUGAUGACGUCACAACAGAGCUUCUCGAAGGUUUAGGUAUCAUCGGAUAUUUAAAUGAAAUACAAUGUGAUAGGAAAUCUCAGACCUAUUCUCCGUCUGCAAAUGGAUGGAGAAAAAGUUGUUCGCUAGGUGUACACGUUAACCCUCUGCAAAAUAUACUAACUUGUGAUCUGGAAGAAUCGUGCACAUCUGUGGACUGCUGUGUAGAUGUGUAUUUACUGGAAAAAUCAUUCAACAUCAGAUUUAAUCUUGACCCAUGUUCAAAUAUGCUAGAAAUUAGCAUUGAAAAACUGGUAUUUGAUAUACCAUUAAACGACUACAUAUAUGGAUCGCAGUCAAGGUUCUGUUUAUAUGGAAUGGUCUGCUUAGAUUUUUCUAUAAAGGAUUUGUUUCGGUCAAGAAUGUAUAUCGUCGAUCUGGAACUCAGCAUUUGUUUCGAUUCAUCAACACCCUGUCGUAUAGAAAGUCAAAUUUUCAAGUCAACUGCUUUGCCAAAAACAAUUUGCAGCUGGGAAGAUGCAAAUAUAGUACAAAAUUUCACAUUAAGUAACUGGUUCUUUGAGAGAGGAAUGCCAGAAAUGACCAAGUUGCCUUCAUAUAUAGCUAGCGUUCUUGAAAACGAUAUUGGCCUCUCCAUGUAUCUUAAUGGAGAAGAAUGUAGACGAAACGUGUCCCCUUACAUAUCAAAUUCUUCCAGUUGUUCUUCAGAUUGUCCUUUUAAAAUACACACGUUAGUUGAUGAUGCUGAUAUUAUGUGUUAUAUUCCGAAUUAUUGUACAGCUGUUGAUAUUUGCACACAUGUUCCUCUAAUCAACCGAAAUGUUUACGCCUUUCUGCGGAUUCACGCCUGCAAUUCGGUUUUGGAUGUUGGCAUUGAACAGUUCCAAUUUUCAGUCGGACUAUUUGACUUUGAAUUUGGCAAAGACGUUGCGAUAAACCUGAAGGAUGUAUUCAAAAUGAAAUUCCGAAUUGAUGAGCUUACGACAAAAGGUGUAUUUGUUGUGGAUCUUGAAUUAAACAUCUGCUUUUCAAACCCAAGUUGUGAAAAGACAUUUAUCAUAUUUGAUCGUACGGAGCUGCCGAAUUUGCCCUGUUCUUGGGAUUCAGGAUUUCGAAACGAAUCAUUUUCCCUUACUGAAUGGAUGAAUGAGCGAAGUAUUUCGAAAGGGGAAGUGACGGAUGUGCAACGCAAGGAAUUGUUUGAAACACUUGGUUUGGCAGUUUAUUUAUACGACAACGCCUGUUAUCUAUCUGAACUACCAUACACUCCGUCAAAUAACGGCUGGAAUAUCGAAUGUCCCGUUGAGCUGACGCUUAGUCCCCUGCCUUCAGGUAUUGGUUGUUUCAUUUCUGACAUGUGUACAGCUAUCCAGUGUUGUCUCGAGAUAGAAAUUGUCCAAACAUCUGUUUACUUCUACGUUAUUGUUGAUGGAUGUGGAAAACAGUUGACCGUUGGUAUAGAACAAAUGAAGUUAGUGAUGGAUAUCGAUAGCUUUCAGUUCGGUAAAUGGGAUCGGUUCUAUUUGUUUGGUGUCUAUAGAAUCGAUUACAUGCUUGAAAACUUCCAAGGAGGUCGUAAAUAUGUUCUCGAUAUGAACAUAAGUGCUUGUUUUGAAAGUCACAGAGAAUGCGAAUUCACCCUUCCUGUACUCCAGAAAGCUAUUUUGCCUAAAGUAAAUUGUGAUUGGCAGAAUGGAUUCAUUAAUAGUGAUUUUUCCUUUGAGUCCUGGAAAAGCGAGAAUGAUGUUAACGAAAGCGCAACACUUUCUAAGGCUCAGUUUGAUAUUCUGGCGAAUGACUUGGGUAUCAGUCAGUAUCUUCUUGAUAACGAGUGCGAGAUGUCUUCAAAUAGACCCCUUCAAGGAUGGAAUAACGCCUGUACUCUGGGUGUUAACUUGACAACUUUACCAAGUAACAUCGAAUGCACGAUCGGAACCUCUUGUUUGGCUAUAGACUGCUGUCUCAAUAUCAGUAGUCUCAACCGAAGAUUUGGAUUUUCUCUGCAUGCAGACGACUGUGAAUAUCAGAUAUCAGCGAGUAUUGAAAACCUUGUUCUUGAAAGAAAAAUGUCAGCUUUCGAAUUUGGGAAGCAGAUUCACUUUGACAUAGAUGGACUAAUUUCUUUGCGAUUUCUGGUAGUUAAUAUAGAAUAUAGUAACAAAUAUUUGUUGGAUAUGGAUGUUGAUGUGAACUUUGAGGCAAAUGAGCCUGCAGAAAUAUCUGUCAAACUGCUUGAUGAUAUGAUUGUACCACGUAUCCCAUGCCAGCCUAAUGCUGAUUUUAUAAAGAAAGAUUUCUCUUUGGACAAAUGGAAAGAAGAGAACAAUGUAAGUGUCGUUGAUGACUAUCAGUCUACACGACUGCUGGAGGAUAUCGCCAUUGCACCAUUCCUGAUUCCCGAUAAAUGUGAUGUACAUGAGGGAUCUGAAAUUGAUACAUCCUUAUGUCCGAUAGAGGUUGAGACUUCAUAUAUGUACGGUCAAGGCUCAUGUUCACUGACUGAAAUAUGUUCCGGUAUUCGUUGUUGCCUCAAGUCAUCUGAGAUUCAAGCGAACUUCUAUAUCGAGGUCGGAAUUGAUGCAUGUAUGGAAGAAGUCAUAGUUGUUAUUGAAAAACUUAAAUUUAUGUUUGCGUUUAGAAACUUCACUUGGGGAGAAGUCCAAACAUUCAGUCUAUACGGUGUGAUCAAGAUAGAGAUGGAAUUAUCGGAACUUGUGAAGUCACAGAUUUACAGCUUAGACCUUAACGCAAGCAUUUGCUUUGGAGAACUUCAAACCUGCAACACAGUGUUUCAAAUUCUGCAGGAUGAAUAUAUGACUGCCUUGCCUUGUAGUUGGUCCUCUGGAUUUUUAGACACAGACUUUAAGUUUGAAGAAUGGCGAAAAAAAUAUCAUUAUGAACUUCAAAAACAUCUUCCUGAAACUGGUGUAGCAUUCUACUUAUCAAAGAUUGGUGUUGAUUCUUACCUCCUCCACAAAAUGUGCGACCCUUCAGCAGGGCUUUAUUCACAAACCACUUCGACAGGCUGGACAUCAGACUGUCGAAACAAUGCGAGCGUUCAGACUUUACCAGAAGAAACAAAAUGUUUCAUGGAUGACACAUGCUCUGGAUUUGAGUGUUGUUCUUAUAUUGACGUACUGCAGCGGUCGUUUCAAAUAACAUUUCAACUAGACUCCUGUUCUCAAAUUUUAACUAUAGGAAUCGAACGCAUUUUGCACCGCAUAUCUUUAACAACAUUUGAAUGGGGCAUAUGGAAUAAAUUUUAUCUUAAUGGUUUUGUAAAACUAGACUAUUUGAUCACGAGCCUAUCGAUACAAAAGAUAUAUGUUGUAAAUGUUAACCUGAGCAUUUGCCUGGAUCUGCACAACUGUGAAGUAGAGGUAGAAAUUCUAAACUACGAUGUUUUGCCACAACAAAUAUGCAAAUGGAAUCCAGACUACACAGCAGAUGAAUUUUCACUGACACAAUGGAAAAAUGACAGAGGUAUAAACGAAACAGGAGGGUUUGACGAUGUCCAACAGAAGCAGUUGAUAACAGAUUUGGGUAUAUAUCCAUAUCUUCUGGAAACGGAAUGUCGGGCAGUCUACAGUUCUGGUUCAGGAGAAUGUGAUGUGUCAGCAGACCUCCCAUCAUCUUGCAGUUUAUCUAACAGCUGUGCGAGAGUAUCAUGCUGUUUAUAUUCAGAUGUUUUACAGCGACGCAUUUUCUAUGAAUUAGACUACGACAGAUGUAACCAUAUGAUCAACAUAAGUAUAGAAACUUUUAGCAGGACAAUAUCUCUUUAUGAGUUUGAGUACGGGAAGCCAACGACUGUGUCAUUGUAUUCCGUAUUGAAAAUAGAGUUCGUGAUAGACUAUCUUGUAAUAAGUCGCUCUCACAUUAUGAGCCUGAACAUAAGUGAGUGCUAUGAAGCGGACGGUUUAUGUUCAGUAGUGUCAGAGGUUCUAAUUGGAGACCAAUUUUCUUCCGAAGACUGCCCUAUUAACAAGAACUACAAAUCUGAAGAGUUUUCCUAUGCGAAAUGGACAGAAGACAGGAAUCUGAACACGACUAGUUUACCAGCAUAUGCAAGAAAUAUCCUCUAUCGUGAUCUAGGAAUAAGCCAGUAUCUUCUACCCAAUGCAUGUGUCGUGGAAUCGUUUGAAUGGAAAUCUGAAUGUGUGGAUAAUGUAACCUUGUUUAACAUCACCGAUAAUAACACGACGAUUUCUUGCAAUUUACAAACAUCUUGCUCCAGCCUGAUCUGUUGUCUCUAUGUAGACGAGAUACAACGAACAUUUCAGCUUAAGUUUUUGUUUGAACCAUGCCAAUUGAAGCUUGCUGUCGGGAUAGAAAAGCUUGUCUAUGAAAUACCGCUGAAAGAGGCAGUGACAGGUCUCUACCUUACAAUGAGUUUGAACGGUUUUUUAAGGAUAGAAUUUAUGCUGGCCGAGAAUUUGAAUAACGAAUAUAUCCUUAAUCUUCGUCUUAAAGUGUGCAUGGAAAGUGGCUUUGAAUGUAACCGCGAAAUUGAAAUUUUAGAAGAAUUUGUUGUUGUGCAACAAGCGUGCGACUUUGGAGCAGUCUUUGAAAUUCAAGACUUUUCAUUGACGAAAUGGAAGCAGAAAAAUGCACUAUUAUCGGAUGACCUGAUGAGUUCAAAGGAAAGAGAUGUGUUAAUGCAGGCUUUAGGUUUAAAAGCGUUUCUUCUGGCAAACCCAUGUGAAUUAGGACAACACACUUCCGCAGACACACCUAUUGAGAGCAUUUACGAUGAACAGAAUGCCACAUGUAUAAGGACAACGAACGGGGAGAGCUACGACUGUUGUGUUGAAUCUAAAGUACUUGGGAGGAACUUGUGGAUGAAUUUCACCCUUGAUUUAUGUAGUUAUCUCAUGGAAAUGAAUUUGGAAAACGUACAACAAAAGUACCACUUGCUGAAUUAUGAAUGGGGAACCAAUCACAAAGUGUCAACAAAAGGUGUCUGGCGCGUGGAAUACAUGGUGACAAACGUUCAGUCAGAACGCGUGUUUUCUUUCGACAUUUCCUUACAACAGUGUUUCGAGCCUGUCUGUACGUCACGAGUGAUCGUAGCUAACGACGUCCGCAUACCCUAUCCAUCCUGCCAAAAUGUGACAAGAAAUGACACCCGUCAACCAUUCUAUGGAAUAUCGUAUGACUUCUGGAAGCAGCCUGUCUGUACUCGAGACAAUUUUACAGUAUCUACAGGUUGUGCGGAUUUAUCUGAGGAUGUUGCGGACAUAUGCACUUGGACAAAUGGCUGUGCAGGAAUUCAGUGCUGUACAGAAUUCUAUUUCAGCGAGAGCAGACGAAAUAUUAUGGUUGAUUUCUCGCUUACAUGCGACGGUAAAAUACAGUAUGGAAUUGAAAACAAAAGAUGGAACAGGACUCUAUUGGAGAAUGGACUUACUAUCAAUGAGGUGAUAGCUGAUACAAUCUAUUUUGAUAUGAGCGUAUCAAACAGUAUCCCACUAAGCUAUCAGGUGAAUAUGAAUGUAUCAGUAUGUACAGGCACACAGAAUACGUACGAUUGUCAGUUAAGCUUCCGCUUGUCUCAAGUGGCAAAAUGCCCAGAUAACACAAGACGACGUCGACGACGACGAAGCAUAAGUGAUAUGAUAUUACCGAGUGUGGAUCUAAAAGAGGCCGUCACACUGUUGAUGAGUCAAGGGGCGUCUCCAGCUGAAAUACAAAAGUUCAUGGAAGAUGCAAUACAAUAUCAGAAUGAUCUGAAGUCUCAAAUGUGGCAAAGUGAGCAACUGAGUGAUUCAGAUUCAAGCACAGGAUAUGCGGCAACAGUGAAAGCAUUGGGAGAAAAUAAUCCACAAACGCUUAAAUACAGAAGUUCCAAAGGAUCAGUAAAAAUGGAAGUCGAAGGUGCUAACAAAAUUGUGGAGAUGUUUGGAAGUGUAAAUGACAUAAUAAACAGAGCUGAUCAGCUUUUUGUUGUCGGAAAGGGGCUUUCUAAGGAAGGGACUAACUUGUUAGGCGCGCAACUAGCAAAUAUGACAAUCGGAGACCUGGAAGCAAUGCUGGAACAGAACAAAGUUGACCCGACGUUAAUUAGAGAACUAGUCGAUGAUUUUAUAGAUCUUGCUAAAGCAUUGUAUUCAGAAGUGGUGGACAAACUAUUUUCCGGAGAAUUAGGCAACCCAUUCAAAUCAUUUGAAAUCUCAUUGAAAGGGAAUUUCGGACUACCUAAAAGGAGUGUAAAGUUCUUUAAAUUUGAGGAAGACUUUCCGUUAGGAGGAUUCAUAACUCUUACCUUUGCUUUCGGCGCCAAUGGAUAUUACGGACUGGAUUUAGGUUGGGAAGGUAAACUGAUAGCUCAAACUGCCGGAGCUACCGUUGUGCCUUACGGAGGUCUGACAUGUUGGGGUGAAUUAGGGAUUGGUUUCAUACUGUACGGUAAACUUCGAUUAGAAGGACAGAUUAUGGAUCUAAAAUUUCCAACACGUGCUGAAAUCGGAUUUUCAAAAUUCCCAUUGGAUGUUACAUUAAAAAUGGACUUAGAGCUAACACCAGUGAAGCUUCGGCUGAUUGCACUUGUCACGCUUGAGGUUAAACUGUUGUUUAUCAAAUUUAAGAAGACAUUGUUCAGUACAGAUUUGUGGCGUUAUACUUCACCGAAGAUACGGGCAAAUAUGAUCGAUGUUUCUACAAAAGAAAAGGAUGACUCACCACCUCAGUUUUCAUCAGUUAUAAAUGAUAAAAUUAAUAACCGUAAGAGGCGGUCUCUAUCUACUUGUGAAAUCAGUCAAAUUAAGAACAGAGAUUACACUGAGCCUUCCUUUGAGAUAUCUGUAGCAGCUGCAGAUGACAAGAGUAAUGUAAAGUUUUUCCUGGAUGUUGGUACCUUCCCCGCAGGAAACAAUGUCGUCAACGAUCGUCAACUCGGAGGAUCAUCGACGGUUUUAGCUACAUCCGUAGACGAAUAUCCAUCUGGAGAACCCUUGUUUUUCACCGUCUUUGCUGAAAAUAGUGCCGGUACGAGGGCGGGUGUGACUUGUAUGUUAACGACUUAUGACACUACAAAACCAACGGCAAGAAUAACACCUGGGUAUUUAACAACAAGUAACCCAGAUCUAGUAAAGGCAUCAGUGUUAGUUCACGAUGACUCAGAAAUCACCAGAGCGUUUAUUGGAAUAGGAUAUGGCAAAGGGAUUUUCGGAGACCAAAUGAUUCCAUGGACCUUGCGGAAUUUAAUGGAAAGGAAACCUUUAUCAUUUACUGGUGAUCCAUUAAGGCAGUUUUCGGACAUAGAAGACGGAAAGUUUGCUUCUCCACCCAUCCAAACACUCAGUGGAGUAACAUUAGCGUCCACGUGUGCACAGUCCUGCUUAGAUUUGGAACACUGUACUAGUUUCAAUUAUGAUUAUGGUCCGGAUGGUACAUGUGAACUGCUUCGUUCAAUUCGACAUUACGAUGAUACUUUGGCAGAGUCUGGUCUAUUUUGUCACUUUGAGCGGUUGUCCAGUGGCCAUGCUGUCGAGAUCAAUGAAGAAAACUUAAAUAUGCGACACAAUUGGCUCCAUUUUGUCAAUAUAGACCUCACGAACGUGUUGGGUUAUAGAUCAGUCGUAUCAAGUGCGGGCAUACUUACAGACUAUACAUGUCCUGAACCAGGCCCUAUUGUAAAUUUAUCAAGUGAUACCUUGAGCAGAGAUGAAUGUUUAUCUUUAAUUCCUCCUGAUCGGCCAGAUCUGAAUAGAUACUGUAUUGGUAUACAUCCCAAAAGACUCAACCACAGAACUAUUAUUGACGGUGAAGGAUCCAGUACGCUUUUUAACGGCGAUAAACCGAUGCUUGAUCUCAAAUACACUAGAAGUAACAACUACAUUGCUGGGAACUGGGAUGGAAUCACGGACGAGGAAACAGAUAUACGAGCAUACGCUUUUGCAGUUGGAAGACACAUAUGUGAAGAUAUGAUCCACCCUCAUCAUGACCCACAUAAGCAUUUGAUGCACGAAUCACAGUGGACCAACAUGGCUGUCAUUACCGCUUCGGCGAAUUAUAAUCCUUUCCCACUCGCAUCCGGAAAGUACUACCUGAUGGUCAGGGCUAUAAAUAAAGUGGAAUACGGAGGGCCGCUUGCAGUUACCGUGUGUCAUAGUACACCCUAUAUCAUUGAUAUUACGUAUCCAGUUGUGUACGAAGUCUUUGAUAUUAAAUAUGACGAGGAGAAUUAUAUAUUGUCAGCAGAACAUAAUUCUACCGAUAUUGAAUCGGGCAUUGGCUCUGUUGAACUUGCAAUCGGAAACAACCCUAGAAACGAAGAACUGUUGUCGUGGACAAGAAGACCAACGUCACAAUAUAUCAUUUAUAGACACCAUAUCCCAGACGGUAUUCCUGCGUGGUUACGUUUACGUGUUACAAAUAACGUUGAAUUACACUCAGUGGGUAGAGCUGAUCAGGCUAUUAUUGUGGAUGCAAGUCCACCACUAGCAGGGACUGUAUACGAUGGUCCUUUGUUCAUGGAGGACCUACAAUACACAAAAUAUUCAAAACAGAUAUGUUUGAACUGGUAUGGCUUUUUCGACCCCCAAUCAGGAAUUUCUUCUUACGAAGUAGGAAUUGGCACUUUAGCAGGUCUGACAGACAUUGCGGAGUUAAAAUCUCUAAAACAUCAUGAACAUUCGUAUUGUGUGGCAUUAGAUGAUAAUUCUACAUUGAUUCAUGAUCGUGUUUAUUACCCGAUUGUCUGGGCAAGCAAUGGAGCUGUUAACCAAAAGAAUAUUUCUGGAACAUCAGAUGGAGUGCGUGUUGACCUCACAAAACCUGAAAAGGGGCUAGCGGUAGACGGAAAUCUUGAAAGUUUCUCCGAUAUUCAAUAUAGUUCAUCCAAAUCAACGAUAGAGGUUCAGUGGUACAACUUUUAUGACCCAGAGUCAGGUAUUCGAGAAUACGACGUUCAAGUUGCAAGAAAAAGGCACGACAGUGGCUGGUCAAUAAUCAAAGAUUGGUCAACGUUUGACAAAUCGUCUAAACUAGCUGAAUGGCGAAAUUUCCAUCUUGAUCACAACGACGAAAUCAGGAGCACUGUCAAAGCUACUAAUGGCGCAUUGAAUAACGUUGAGACGGACACAGAUGGCUUUAUCGUCGAUCUAACAUCUCCAUUACUUCAUCAUCUCAAUGAUGGAUCCGUCAGCGGCGAAGACAUAGAAUUUCAGGUCAUAAAUAAGCAAGGAAGUUUUGUAAUUUAA
This is a messenger RNA of Mercenaria mercenaria, 27346 nucleotides long. RefSeq lists its product as uncharacterized. Gene Ontology annotation, molecular function: lipid carrier activity. The record is from RefSeq and is a predicted model, not a curated record. Bases 8 to 27346 code for a protein of 9112 amino acids. The transcript has 170 exons. Gene Ontology annotation, biological process: lipid transport. NCBI's taxonomy places the organism in Eukaryota, Metazoa, Mollusca, Bivalvia, Venerida, Veneridae.